Sardina pilchardus (European sardine) is the source of this 2038-nucleotide messenger RNA. RefSeq lists its product as uncharacterized. The coding region runs from base 89 to 1132 and encodes 347 amino acids. The record is from RefSeq and is a predicted model, not a curated record. Lineage: Eukaryota; Metazoa; Chordata; Actinopteri; Clupeiformes; Clupeidae. The transcript has 8 exons.
GGCUCAGCCGGCUGUGUGUGUGAGGGAGUGUGUGUUCAUGUGAGGUGUGUGUGAGGGAACUCAUCAAGACGCUGUGUUCCAGACCAGGAUGAAGACUGUGUUGGGACUUCUCUUGCUGUUGGCUGCAUCUACUCACGGUGUUUUUACAUUCAAAAGAUCCAAGUGGGUGUUUUAUAAUGAGUUCAACACCAAAUCAGUCCUCCAGAGGUGGCAGUUUGUUCCUGAUAACGGGACCAUGAUUAUCAACCCUGCAGAGAGGAGAGACACAGGAACAUACAGAGUGGAGACCAGUGAUGAGUCGACAGGGAAAGUGAAUCCUUACACAGUGCAGCUGACCAUAGAAGCCCCUGUGUCUGAUGUGGACCUGUCAAUCACCUGCUCAGCCAAUGGGGAGAGGAGCAUCAAGUGCUCCUCCAAUGGGGACAGUCCUCAGUACAGCUGGUCUCUGGAUGGGAGGCCUCUGGAUGAAGCUGAUGCUGAUCUCAGUUCAGAUGACCAGACUCUCCUGCUGAGGGGGAACGUGACGGGACAACUCACCUGCAGCGUCAGCAACCACGUCAGCAGCACACACACCACCAGACUGAUGGAGCUCUGCUCUGGUGCCUCCACCACUGUGUCUGUCACACCAACUAACCACCCCCUCCCCUCUGCCCCUACAGAGAGCCCAGCCUCAGGAACUACAGUUAUGUAUGUGUCCUGCUUCCUGGUGUUGAUCCUGGUGUGUCUGUGUGUUGCUGUGUGGAUAUUCUACAGCUGGAGGAGAAGGAGAAAUGCACACACACCAGUAAAGCCAGAAGACCCUGAUGAUGUGAUGUAUAUUGAGGUGACCAGCAAUGCCAGAGGAAGAAGAUCAGAAAUGCAUGCCCAGGACGUGGUGUAUUCUGAUGUUGCCAUGGCAAACAGGAGGAGCAGACGCAAGAGCAGGAAGCCUCCAGCAGCGGAGGCGUAUGAGUUGGAGUAUGCUGAGGUGUCGGCUUAUAGGCGUGGGGCUCCAGCUCACACACACACACCAGCAGAGGCAGUGGAGUACGGAGAAGUGCGACUACAAACACACACACACCGCCGUGCUGACACACACACACCUGCACAGCAGGACAACAGUGUGUAUGCUCACGUGCGCCAAGGACAGUGAGGGCUGCACCAAUGUGUGUGUGUGUGAGUGUGUGUGUGUGGGUGUGUGUGCGCAUGUGUGUAUCCACGGAGAAGCAGCACAAAAAAAAGCUGCCGUGGAAACUGGGAGUCCGGGAGAAACCAUCUGGCAAGAUCCUUCAAGAUGAUAUGGAUUAUUAUCUAUAAACUCUGAGUCCGGGAGAAACCAUCUGGCAAGAUCCUUCAAGAUGAUAUGGAUUAUUAUCUAUAAACUCUGGGUCCAGGAGAAGCUAUAUCCUCGCAAGACCGUACAGCAGGAUAUAAACAUAUUGUUUUCCUUAAACUCUUUUCCCAAUUGUGUGUUGGUGUUUACCGUAUGUGAUUUAAGUUAUCUGUUAUAUGCACACUGUAGAGGGAAGGCGCUCAGCUCUACUUGUCAGCAGGACCCUGCCAUCUACACAGAGCGUUGUAGGUUUUAGCUGCCCGCGCUGUUGGGUAUGAUGAGAGAGGAAGGUCAGAACUCGUACAGCUUCUGGGGGUUACAUGCAGGGGGCGACACAACACACACACACACACACACACACACACACACACACACACACACACACACACACACACACACACACACACAUAAACACAGGUCCCCCAUGCAGAGAGGACACACACACUCUUAGGCCCUACAGAGUGGACACGCAUACACACACACACACACGCACACACACACACACACACACACACACACACACACACACACACACACACACACACACACACACACACACACACACAUACACACACACAGGCCCCCUAGAGAGGACACACACUUUUAGGCCACCCAAAGUGGACACACACACACACACAUACGGUUACUGUUUCUAAUUGAUAUCUGCUUGAUGAUUGUUCACUGACUUACUGUAUGUUUGUAAUAAUAAAAACAUGAGUACAUGAU